This is a messenger RNA of Achroia grisella, 3850 nucleotides long. It is a transcript of the gene yki, whose product is annotated as transcriptional coactivator YAP1-like. The coding region runs from base 145 to 1455 and encodes 436 amino acids. Gene Ontology annotation, cellular component: nucleus; cytoplasm. Lineage: Eukaryota; Metazoa; Arthropoda; Insecta; Lepidoptera; Pyralidae. The transcript has 6 exons. The record is from RefSeq and is a predicted model, not a curated record. Gene Ontology annotation, molecular function: transcription coactivator activity; protein binding. Gene Ontology annotation, biological process: hippo signaling; positive regulation of transcription by RNA polymerase II.
UCAGUCAGUCACAUAUUCACAGUCGCGCAGCGAGCGCUAUAUUUACAAGACGUUGGGUGGCGUCGCGCCAGCCCGUCGCGUGUUAGUGUUGUGUCACAGCGGUGGGCCAGGUCGGUUUCGAGAUUUAUUCGUUCCGACAUAAUUAUGGCUCUCAACUCGGAUGGUGAACAGAAAUCGAACCUGGUCCUCCGCGUGGACCAGGAUUCUGACUCGGUUCUACAGUCAUUGUUCGACACAGUGCUUAAGCCGGACUCAAAACGGCCGCUACAGGUGCCUCUCCGUAUGCGACAGCUUCCAAAGUCGUUCUUUAACCCGCCGUCAACCGGUUCCAAGUCGCCAUCUGUGUCUCACUCGCGGGAAAACUCGGCUGAUUCUGCGUUCGGGUCGUCGUCAGCGACUGGCGCCGCACCAGUUUCUCACUCUCGGGCACAUUCAUCACCAGCUAGUUUACAACAAACUUAUGCAGCAGGCCAACAGACUCAGCAGCCCCCGCUACAUCACCAGCACACAAAACAAAGAUCCUAUGAUGUCGCAUCGCAUAUUCCAGAUGAACUUGGCCCUCUUCCACCUGGUUGGGAGCAAGCUCGAACUCCUGAAGGACAAGUUUAUUAUCUCAAUCAUUUAACAAAGACUACGACAUGGGAUGAUCCGAGGAAGACUUUGGCUGCACAGACUGUAACUAGCAGUGUCCAGCAUCAGAGUGCAGAAACACUACUCUCGCAGACCCCCACAGCACAAACGAUAGCACCAGUAGCAGCACCAGCAGCGAAGAGUACAAGUAGUAACACGGCGACAGAUCCACUAGGACCGUUACCAGAUGGCUGGGAACAGGCAUCGACUCCAGAGGGAGAAACGUAUUUCAUCAAUCAUGCCACUCGUACAACAUCCUGGUUUGAUCCUAGAAUACCACAACACUUGCAGCGCACUCCGGCGGCGAGUGCGGGCGCGGCGGGCGGAGGCUGGGCGAACGCUUCAAUACAAGCUUGCCAACAGAAACUACGUUUGCAGUCAUUGCAGCUUGAACGAGAACGUCUCAAGCAGCGCCAGCAGGAGAUUAGACUCCAGCAAGAGCUUAUGGCUCGACAAGUGACGUCAUCAUUAUCAAGCAGUAUUGGAGCUGCGAACACAGAGUUGUCGUUGGAUCCGUUCCUCUCAGGACUGACAGACCACCAGCGGCAAGAGUCAGCCGAUAGCGGGCUGGGAAUGGGAGUCCCGCAGUCGUAUUCGAUGCCACACACGCCCGAGGGCUUCUUAGCCAGUAUGGACGAUCGUAUGGACUGCAGUAGUGAGGCAGGCGCCAAUAUGGACUCUUCAGACAUGCCACUUGGAGACACAGAAGAUUUGGUACCUUCUCUACAGUUGAGUGAGCUGACCAAUGACAUGCUGUUGGACGACGUGCAGUCAUUGAUAAACCCUACUCCAAAUAAACCUGGCAACAUGCUGACCUGGCUUUAAGCGCUAUCGCAGCGUAGUCCGCCGCCAGCGCAAUUCGCGCGAUGCCUGCGAUUGCGCGAUUAUUCACCGGGUGCACGCUCGAUGCUUACAAACUUUCAUAUUAGGUACUAUGUUUAUUUAGCGUACUUACCAUGGCAUCAAAUAUAUGCAGUGUCGGUGACAAUACGCUAACGGUGGUGUAUAUUUCAAUACGAUAUACAAUAACAAGAGUAAUGUGUGGUUGCCGCUGAUUUUGUUUGAUGUGUCGGUGUGGUGUCAAUGUCACCAUAUCGAUUUAAAAUAUAAUUACAACAUCGCUAAUUACUCAGAAUUAGUUUUGUCGUCCCUGCAUUUAUUCGAAUGGGACAGAAAUACUAAAUUCUGUGUAGUAAGCGUAUUUUAUUAUUGAAUUGUCAUAUGUGUAUUAGGAUGUUUGUGUCUGAACGAGAUAAUGAUUGUACUAAUCAAAAUUUCACUAAGUGUUUUACAUUGGUGUUAUUUGUAUUUUUGUUUUAAUGUGAAGGACAAUAAUAGUUGCCUGUAGGCCAUAAACAGCGAGCGGUUUAUGUAGAUGCCACGUAACGUUAUGUUAUUGGCCAUGACUGUCAUGAAUGGCUAGUCAUAAUUAGAUAGAUACAAAUAGGGCAUAUUGCUCUGAACCCGAGUCUUCUCGGUCGCUGCAAACCUUCUUUCAUAGCCGAAAGGAGUGAUGUUGCAACGCAAUUGAACAUAGGCUAGGAUUCCCAUAUUCUUCAUGUUUAAGAUUGUCGGAAAUCCUACUCUUCUAAAAGUUAUUGUAAAAAUUAGACGUACUGCCUGAUUUGAUACAAAGUCGUGUGUCUACUAAAUUACGAUACGAUUGUGAUAACAUCUAUAACUUAACAGUGCCUUAUCGUGCCUUAAAGAAAGUUAUUUAUUGUGUUUUGUAAUUUAGAUGUUACAAUGUUUCUACAUUUUUCUAUUCAGAAUUUUGAUGUAUUAUUCAUUUGAGAUAAUUAUACUACUUAAUAUAUAUACUUUUAGUAACGUGUUUUAUCGACUUACACCGUCCUUUUGGUAUUUGUUUCGAGAUUAUUGAUAGUUGUUAAGUUUUAUCCUUAAUCGUGAACUAGACAAUAAUAAUUAUGUUGGCAUCUAUUAUAAUUUACUUAUGUAUAAUAAAAUAGUUCGAAGAGUGUGGUGAUAUAAUUGCUGGAAAUAUCCAGCUGCAUUCAUAUGUAGCUGGUCGGUUUUGUACGUGCAGACGAUAACAAGAACCAGAUCGUCAGUAUAUUAAUACGAGUCAAGAGGAAUGGUGAGAUAUUUUUUGACACGUGGCAAUUUAAUCUCUUUUAUAUAUUGUUAGUGAUUUAAGAGAAAAAAAAAACUUUUUAGACGUUUUUUUUUUCAUAAUCAUUCGGAGCAUAAAAACGUUAUCUCUUUAUGAUUAGUGUGCAAUAUAAACGAUGUCAAACCAUUUGGUGCCAACUGAGAUAAUUUGUAAACAUAUCUUCACUGUCAUAUAAGUAUUAUUUCGUUAACUUUAUCUUAUCGAUCUGUGAAAAUCUAUCAUUCAUAUUUUGUCAGUAUGUCGAAACCUUCUCAAAAUUGUGUUUUAGCCCACCUAGUCUUUAGAUGUUUUUAUUUACUUAUGUGAGUGUGAUGAAUUCUACAAUCUUUAUUGACUUAUCAUAAUGAAAUUAGGACUAUUUUAAAUGCUACAUUGAAAACUUUGCCAUAUUAGGAAAAUACUAUUAUUCUUAUAAGACUUUAAUGUAAUUUUCAAUUAUAUAAAAUAAGAGAUAUAAGCAUCUGUAUAACUAUUGUAAUUAGAGGUAAAGGUGCUGGGUUUUGAUACAUUUAAUUUUGUAUUCUGUAGGUCCAUUCGUUAUACUUUAUUUGUAUUCGUGUAAUAGUUCUUAUGCUCCCUAAGUUACGAUGCUUUACAUAUUGUUCGGGUAAUUAUUCUCAAACGUUUUAUAUUUACGAAGCCUCUGAGCGGAUUUAAAUAAUGCACUGUAGUAGGAUAUUAAAUAUGCUGUUUGUGACUGCGAUUGAAUUAUAUAGUACAGGCCCGCAUUAUACUUAUUUACAUAAUAUGUUGCUGUAAUAUAUUAUGAAACAUUCCAUUUUGCUAACAGUUCGCUGUGCUCGACCGCCUCUCGGUCGGACUGUGACGUGGCUUGUCGCAGAGUAAUAUUCUGAACAAUAUAUCAAGUGUAAAAUAUAUAGUUUAUUUCUAAGUAUAGCCUUUAUUAUUACAAACAUAUCUUUUCAGUCUGAUAGCAGAAGCAAGUUUUCUCUGUAGUGUAUGUAACUUUACUUAUAUUGAUGUUAUAACAAAAGAAAUAGAUGUGUAUCAAAAGCAAAUAUUUUACAAUUUCCUCAUUGUAAAUAAUUCGAUAUUCUUAUAUGAAUAAUAUCAAUUAAAUAAAUC